AUUUUUGGCACUUCCGGCUUUCUGUGGGCCCGUUUAACCCGUUUGGCCAGCUUCAGCCAUGGCAAAUCCGCCUUUGUCAUUGGAGUCGCUGAGAUCCCUCCCAGAGAUCUUCUGCAUUCUGGUGGUGUGUGGAGCGACCGGAAGUGGCAAGAGUCGCAUCAUAGAGAAGCUGGUGCAGCACUAUAGCUUAACACCUAGCAAUGAGAAGAUCAUCUUUGAGGAUGACAUGGCUGUCUGCAGCCAUCCAGCUCUGGGUGAGGGCUACCUGGAGAAGCUUCAGGCAGUGGGUUUGAACAGCGUCCCCAGCUGGCUCAAAGCUGAGAAGUGUUUGAGCCUUGGACAGCAGCAGCGCAUCCGCAGUGCGGUUCAAGCAUCUUCAGACAGCCGUGGCAUUGUCAUGGAUGACUUCUGCUGCUUUGUCGACAGACAGUGUUCGUACUCAUGUGCGGCUUCCAUAUAUCGGCUCGUGAGAGACAACGGACUGAAGUUCGUCAUCAUUGGCACGAGCAGGGCUGACCUCAUCCCAUACCUCGGAGCUGACAUCGUGAUUGAAGCUGGCAAUGGGCAAAUCUUCAAGAACCCUUUGGACUUUGCUGAGCGCAAGAUGGCCGUGAAGAUCCAGCAUGGUGAGUUGAAGUUUUCCUUCGGCCAAGGCUGCAGUGGCUGGAAAGGGCCCUUGGACGACGGACCAUUGCGGAAAGGCGAGGAUUACGCCCGGACUUUCACAACGGUGCGGUUUGCCACGGUUGCCACAAACUUUACCACGACUGUGAAGCAGACUGAACGAACAUCGGAAGCGGCUCAUGCUUUCGAUUACACCUUCACAGGGACAAUUGCGCAGAAGGUCCACAUCAUCAAGCAAAACUGCUUGCCAGGAGACUGGCGUAUUGGUGCGCUUUGUGGUCCCAGCGGCUCCGGCAAGUCAGUCAAUCUUCGAAAGCUGGGUAUUGAGGUGAGCAUCCAGUGGAUACCUGACCAAUCAGUCGACCAGCAGGUUGAGCAUGCAUUGCUGGAUGUGGUGUUGCUGCAGCUACCGGCCAGAAGGAGGCCCUUCCAUGAGCUUUCAGCCGGCGAGAAGAUGCAGGCAGAUCUGGCGCGAAGGUUUGCGCAGCCGUGCGAUGGCACGGUGCUGGCUGACGAGUUUACAUCUGUGUUGGAUCGGCAACUGGCAGCAAGACUUUGUGCUUCGGUAGCUUCAUUUGUGCGGGAGAAUCGUCUCCAACUGGUUGUGGCAACCAUCCAGAUGGAUGUGGUGAAGCACCUCCAAGCCGAUUGGUGUUUCAGAUCGGACUAUGCAGAGCUCAUGACCUUCAGCGGUACUUGUGAUCGUCCCUUGCCACCUGAGCUGCCAGAAGUGGAGUACUUCCGCCCGCCACUGCGGACCUUCACCCUGACCCAGCUGGGGGAUUCAAAGCGCACGAAGGAGGUUUUCAAGGCCAGCUUUGAAGAGCAUCACUACCUGAAGCAGGGGUUGCCUCUGAUGUGGGGCUUGCUUGUGCGCGAUGAAGAGCAGAUCCCAGUUGGGUUUCAUGCCAUUGCGUGGCAGACGGGUUGUGGAGCCCCUCGUGAAGCGCGCGUGGUGAUUCUUCCAGAAUACCAAGGCAUGGGACUGGGCACCCGCUUGAGCGACUGCGUAGGGAAGCUCUGUGCUGCCAGCGGGUUCAAGCUCAUGGCGAAGACCAAGCAUCCGCGCCUAGGAGGCUACAGAAACAGUCGAUCCGACUUGUGGCGACCCAGCACGAUGAAUGGGAAGAUCUGCAAGGGCUCCCUGAAAUCCAGUCUUCUCGACAUGAAAGCAAGGCAGAAACAAGUGAAAGGGCAACAGCAGCUGUCCUUCGCACCUGCCAAAGAGAAAGAGGCCAAGGCCGAGAAAGAGGUGGAAGAACCUCGCAGGUGCUUCUCACAUAUGUAUAUCGGAGACGAGCUGCCGCUGGAGACACCUCGAAAGCGAAAAAGCCAUGAUGACGUGGAGCAACCGUCGCAGGAGAAGAACAAGAAGCAAAGGGGCCGACCUUGCAAGAAGCCGCAGGAUCCACCGAGGCCAAGAGGCAGACCACGAAAGAAGGCAGUCGGAGAAGUCUAAGGCCAUCUAUGGAGUUGUCAAUGUGUGACUUUUAUAGACAUGGCUGUGGGUCAAAACCAAUGGUACCAUUUUGGGGUAGGUGCA
Messenger RNA from Effrenium voratum, 2167 nucleotides. NCBI's taxonomy places the organism in Eukaryota, Dinophyceae, Suessiales, Symbiodiniaceae. The record is from the annotation of a GenBank genome assembly.